CACCAGCAUAGAAGCGCCGCCCCGCCACCGAUCCCCCGUCGUUCGUUCCCCAAUGGUGUCCCCACGACUAACUUCUCCUCCUCAAACAACUCAUCCAGCUCCUCCUCAGUCACCACUUUCGGGACGUGGAGAGAACAGCAUUCGAACACGCCUCCACCGGCACUUCCGCCUAGGCGAACGUCGCUCAUAACUCAACAGUCUGCAACACUAGCCACCGCCAAUCGUCGUCGCAAUCCUAUUUCAACCCUACCCACCAAUCCUGUCUUACCUCACACUACAGUGACGUCAUUCUCGUUAGCCAAUAGGGUUAACUCAACCCCAGAAUUGUUAGAAGAGAGUGAGGAAAAGGAGAGUGGAAGUUCGAAUAGUGGGUCAAUGUUUGCGAGCAGUGUUGGAUCAGUUGUGAAGGGAGGAGAAGGAGGUAUUGAGGGACUGAAUUUGCUCGGACUUAAAUUUGUGCCCAUGUUUUCGCGAUCGGAUGAGAGCAGUAAGCACUUGAAUUUGUGA
Messenger RNA from Rodentolepis nana, 507 nucleotides. NCBI's taxonomy places the organism in Eukaryota, Metazoa, Platyhelminthes, Cestoda, Cyclophyllidea, Hymenolepididae. The record is from the annotation of a GenBank genome assembly.